Messenger RNA from Arctia plantaginis, 1890 nucleotides. NCBI's taxonomy places the organism in Eukaryota, Metazoa, Arthropoda, Insecta, Lepidoptera, Erebidae. The record is from the annotation of a GenBank genome assembly.
AUGAUCUGGCAGCCUCUGAAUCUGACAGAGGCAUGUCCAGUUGACACGAAUGUCUCAUCAUGUUCACCAUUUGCAUAUGUGUACCUCAACUUGUUGGUUCAACUGUUUGGUGGUUCCAAAGACCUUAGAAUACAAGACAAGUUGAGAGAUCAGGAUGAGCAUGGCAGAAUAUUGAAGAACAUAGACCGAGAUACAUUUCGGGAGGACAACGACAGAGAAGAAUAUGAUUUCAUUGUGGUUGGCGCUGGAUCAGCUGGGUGUGUGGUGGCUAACAGAUUAUCAGCGAAUAGCAAAUGGAAGGUGCUCCUUUUAGAGGCUGGCGGAGAACAACCUGACGUGACUCUUGUACCAGCUCUAUGGCCAGCUUUACUCGGUUCCAAUAUUGACUGGCAGUACUCCACCGAGCCUGAUGGCAAGAGCUGUCUUGCGUAUCCUGAAGGACGAUGCGGCUGGCCGAGGGGCAAAAUGAUGGGUGGAUCUAGUUCUAUCAAUUCCAUGCUUUAUGUAAGAGGCAAUAGGCUUGACUACGAUGAGUGGGCAGCCCUUGGGAAUCAAGGAUGGAGUUACAAAGAUGUGCUGCCCUUCUUCAAGAAAUCGGAGAAAAAUUUGAAUAUCGAAGGUCUAAAUCGUAAAUACCACGGAGUCAACGGCGAACAAUCAGUCUCUCGGUAUCCUCAUGUAGACAUUAACAAUAUCAUGCUGGUUGACGCAUAUAACGAAAGAGGUUUGCCAUUAAUUGAUUAUAAUGGCGCUCGUCAACUUGGUGUAAUGCAAGCACAGACUAUUUCACAAGACGGCGAGAGAAAGUCCACUAAUAAUGCUUUCAUUCAGCCAAUACGAUACAAACGGAAAAACCUGAUUGUAAAAGUCCAGUCGGAAGUAAUAAAAAUACUUAUAGACGAAAAUAAAACUGCUUAUGGAGUUAAAUACAUCAGAAAUGGAAAAUCUCGUACCGCGUUUGCCAAAAAGGAAGUUAUUGUAAGCAGCGGUAGCAUAAAUUCUCCAAAGUUGUUAAUGUUAUCUGGUAUAGGACCUAAAGAACAUCUAUCAAGUUUGAAUAUAUCUAUCAAACAAGACUUACGUGUUGGGGAAAAUUUACAAGACCAUGUAAGCUUUAUUGGUCCCAUGGUAGGACUCUCCAAUAAAACAGCAACAGUCAUCACGCAGCCGGAACUUUUGGAAGAGUUGCUUAACUAUGCUAAAAUGGAAUUGAAGCAUGGGCCACUAGCAGCUAAUGGACUUGUCAACAUAGGAGUAUUUUUGAAAAGUGAUCAUUACCUGCCAGCUCCAGAUGUUCAAAUAUUAGUUCAAUAUGCAUUUGCUGAAGAACUUGUGAAUGAUCCCGUCACUGCUCAGUCAUCAAAGGUAUAUCCUACAAGUUUCUAUGAUAGUGGAUAUUCGAUAAUUAUAAAUUUAACUCCUAAAAGUCGAGGGAAAUUAUUGCUGAAUCCUGAAAAUCCUGAAGGUCCUGUAUUAAUUUAUCCAAACUACUUUGGAGAUCCAAGAGAUAUUAUUCCUUUAGUUAAGGGUACAAAAUAUUUUCUAUCACUGGAGAGUACGAAAGCUUUCAAAGAUAAAGGAGCUACUUUAAUAAGAAAGCCCCUACCAGCAUGCAAAGGUCAUCCUUGGGGUACUGAUGAAUAUAUUAUAUGCCUAAUCAGAAAUUAUACUUUUUCAACUUUCCAUCCUGUUGGCACUUGUAAAAUGGGACCAAAGUGGGACGUGAACGCGGUAGUGAACCCUAGACUACAAGUGUACGGCAUCUCAGGCCUUAGAGUUAUAGAUGCUUCUAUAAUGCCGCUAAUAGUUCGUGGCAACACGAAUGCACCAUCUAUAAUGAUUGGUGAAAAAGGAGCAAAUUUAAUUUAUGAAGAUUGGCUAAUUUAUUGA